Messenger RNA from Torulaspora globosa, 1233 nucleotides. RefSeq names its product Dig1p (gene DIG1). Lineage: Eukaryota; Fungi; Ascomycota; Saccharomycetes; Saccharomycetales; Saccharomycetaceae. The transcript has a single exon. The record is from RefSeq and is a predicted model, not a curated record. The coding region runs from base 1 to 1233 and encodes 410 amino acids.
AUGGGCAAGGACGAUAAGAUGGUAGAGAGGUCCGCUUCCGAGGAAGAAGAUGAUUUGAAGAGCGAGAAACGGGAAAAGCUAGGGAAGCUGUGUGCUUCACUGGGGCUACAGCCAAGCAGAAUGACAGAUAAGAUGUUGAGUACCAUUGAGAUGUCGAAGGACAUCGAGAGGAACCAGAGAGACGUGAUUAAGAAGUUGUCGUCGACGUCGCCGCGUGUGGAGGAGGACGAGGACGAGGACGAGGAUGCGAGAGACGGGUGUCAGAGCAUAGUGGUGGACGAUGAUAGUGCUGAGGUGGAGCGGGACGGUGAGAUGCAGCUGAAUACAGUGGGGAAGUCUUUGAAAAGGAAGCGGAUCCCACCGCCGCUCAGUAUAUCGGAGACAAACAGCACAACGGCUAGUUUACACGGCAGUGGCGGCGGAUCUAAUGUUUCGUAUCGACUGGAUGGCGAGAGCAUGUAUGCCAGGAGUGCCCCGGCACAUGUACCGAAGUUCCCCCGUUCGUCUGUCGACAAGCGGUUUCCGACGAUGGGGAAGCCAAGGGUGCAGUAUUUGGGCAGGGUGUCGAGUGGAGUGCCCCGGAGGGACUCGCCGAUUCAGUCUACGAACGCAUACAAACUUAAGACACCAUAUUUGAGCUACUUCCCCAGCUAUCCGAUGCCUCCGCCGGUCCCUGGCCCGUCGAUGGCGGCGUACGCGCCGUACCACCCAUACGGGUAUCCAGGACAGCUCCCGCUGUACCAGUCGACGCCUCAGCAGAUGUACAAUGCACCGAUGGUGCCCCAGUGGCAGCCACGUUCCGCUGUGCCCUACUCUUCGCAGGCCCGUCACCACCAGGACAUGAUCACAAAGGGCAAACGUGGCAGGCUGCAAAAUGACCACCAGACGAAGAAAGCUAGGACCAAAGAGACAGAUGAACGUCUGCGAGACAACCAAUCCAAAGACGCGGACAACGACAGCGCAAACCCACCAGCGGACAACGAACAAGACCAGGACGCAGAGAACGGCGACGACACGGAGUCGGCACACCUGGCCAUCGAGGACGACCCGAGACCUUUCCCAUCAAGCGAGCCCCGAGACCAAAACAUAGUCGGCGAAAUACGGAUCUCCGGAAAUGUGUUCAGCUACGAGUUCCCGUCACAACGCCCCAGCAUCGACAAGAAAAUGUUUAUGAGCAUAUGCGACAAGGUUUGGGACGAGUCGACGCGACUGCUCGAUGAAUGCUCGCCCUGA